AUGGAUGAAGACGACGGAAAGAGCAAAUCGCGAGAGAAGAGGAGAAAGAAGAAGGAGAAGGAGCAGAAGGAGCAGGAGCUGCGCGAGAAGGAGGAGGCGCUUCUAGAUCCAGAGAAGGUGCCGGAGACGGCAGAGGAGUUUGAGAGGAUGGUGCUGUCGUCGCCCUCCAGCAGCUACGUCUGGAUCAAGUACAUGGCCUUCUUCCUCGAGAUGACCGAGAUCGACAAAGCCAGAGAGAUCGCAGAUAGAGCCCUCAAGACCAUCAGCUUCAGGGAGGAGCAGGAGAAGUUCAACGUGUGGGUCGCCAGACUCAACUUGGAGAAUCUUUACGGCACAAGAGAGUCGCUGAUGUCUGUCUUCGAGCAGGCAUGCAAGCUGAACGACAGCAAGAAGAUGCACAUGCAGCUGUUGGGAAUUUUCGAGCGAGGAGGAGAUGCGCAGGUGACGGAGCAAUUCUUCAAGACGCUGACAAGGAAAUUCCGCAAGAGCUGUAAAGUUUGGCUUCGAUAUUGCACGUUCAAGCUGCGAGGGGCUCACCCUGAAGCCGCGGGAAGGAUGCUCGAGCGAGCGCUGGAGGCGAUUCCGAAGCGAAAGCACGUGAAGCUGAUCCACAAGUUUGCGACCAUGGAGUACAAGCUCGGGUCAGCAGAGCGAGGGCGGACGCUGAUGGAGGGAGUGGUAGUGUCGAGCCCCAAGAGAAUCGACUUGUGGUCAGUGUUUGUUGACCUGGAGCUCAAGAGCGGGCACGUGGAGGCAGCUCGACAGCUGCUGGAGCGAGCGAUCACGUUGAAGCUCAAGGGAAGGCAGGCGAAGUUUCUGUUCAAGAAGAUGCUCGAGCUUGAGAAGACUCACGGAGACGCUGAGAGGGUGGCGGAGGUGAAGAGAAAAGCGAGGGAGUGGGUGGAGUCUAACGCCGAGUGA
Molecule: messenger RNA, 921 nt
Organism: Guillardia theta CCMP2712
Lineage: Eukaryota; Cryptophyceae; Pyrenomonadales; Geminigeraceae
Exons: 5
Coding region: 1-921 (306 amino acids)
Biological process (GO): rRNA processing
Cellular component (GO): small-subunit processome; nucleolus
Molecular function (GO): RNA binding; protein binding
Source: RefSeq, a predicted model, not a curated record